Messenger RNA from Cladocopium goreaui, 2610 nucleotides. Lineage: Eukaryota; Dinophyceae; Suessiales; Symbiodiniaceae. The record is from the annotation of a GenBank genome assembly.
AUGUACAUGCACAUCAGCUUUUUGAAUGGGAAGGACAGUACUGGUGCCAUUGUUCCAGCCGAAGAUGGUGGCGACCAUGGUGAUGGUGAAAAUGAAAACCCAGUAGACCCAGUGGACCCAGCACCUUUAGCCGAUUCAGUGGCAGAAGCCAGUGAGGAGAAUAGAGAAGAUGAUGAUGAGUAUGAGCCAUCCACGCCCGUGGCGGAUGCCCCGGAUGAACAUGGAAGUGCUCCGGCCAGUGGAGUCUUGUCCCGGGGGAAGUCAACCAUGGAAAUCGAAGUGGCUGUGAAUGAUUCUUCGGAUGAGGACAUGAAUGAGGACAUGGAUGAUAUCCCGCCUACACAGGUGGUUCCGGACCCAGAGUCUUCCGCCACAGCUUUGCCAGAUGGCAAGGAGGAGUCUGAGUAUGACAUGUACACCCCAGAAGACAAGAAGCUUCCUCUCUACCCAAACCCUGAGAUGGAGGCCGAGAAGACAGCUAAGAGGGCUACACAGAAAUCCCUGAAGAACAAGAAGGCCUUUGAGGAAAUCCCUUCUGAGGGCUUUGAUUCGUCAGUUUCGCUGGAGACCAUGGAAGAGGAACUGGCACGCCUUAUGGAGCAACGGGACUUGUUGACCUUUGGGAAAGCCAAGAGGGCGUCCGCAUUCCCCAGCGAAGUGAUUGAGAUCCCGGAUACUUUGGGCCUACCUUUUGGUGAUGACCAGGUUGAGACAGUUCCCAUGACUGAUUCUAUGGUGGACCAGAGUGUGGACAAGUUGUUGCAUGAGAUGGAAGAGAAUGAUAAGCUGUUGGCGAAGAUCAACCAGGGACUUGGUAAUAAGGGCGACCAGAAGGAGCCAGUUCUUCUUCGACGAGACCAGCUGCGCAUCAAGAGCCAGGGCGCUGAGGACAACGAGGGCGAUGAGAAUGGGAAGGAUGAGGGAGAGAACCAUGGCCGAGGCCGCGGUCGUGGCAGACCCCGAGGCAAAGGCAGAGGAAAGGGCAGAGGAGGCAAGGGCAAGAGCAAAGACAAGAGCAAAGACAAGAGCAAAGACAAGGGCAAAGGCAAGAGCAAAGACAAGAGCAAAGACAAGAGCAAGGCACCCGCAAGUUCAUCUGCAAAGCCUGACAAAGCCCCCAAACCUCGGAAGAGUACCAAGCCGGACAAGCCUGCCAAGUGUGACAAACAUGAUGAGGUUGGAAAAUCUGACAUGCCUGAGAAGCCUGAGGAGCCUGAGAAGAAGCCUGCCAGGAGUGCCAGAUCCAAACGAACCAAGUCUACAACAAGUCCAAGUGCAGGCAAUGAGGUCAAGCCGGCAGAGUCGAAGGCAGCACCAUCUCGGAAGAGAGCAAAGGCUGCAGUUGCAGAGGAAACGGAGGGCACCGAGAAGGCUGAUGGGGAAAAGAAGAAGGAGAAGGGAGAACCUUCAACAUUUGCCCGAAGGCGCCGACCCAAGACCCAGACCUUGAAAUGGGACAAUUUGAAGCGGGUGUUCAACGCAGAGAUCCGCCCUUCUCUUGUCGCCAAGGGCAUGGGAGCAUCCCUGCAUGAGGAUGUGACGGCAGAGAACAUGUUGGAGGAGGCCCAGGAGGCUGCUAGCCAAUACCUUCUCACAGUGGUCACUCCUGCCAUGUCGGGGCGAGGCGAUGGAUGGAAGCGCCGCCUAUUGGAUGAGGAUGUGUUCCUACGUGCCCUCUGGGAAUCGGCUUACAGCUUUGUGGAGCUGUUCUGUGGAGAUGCUUGGGUAUCACGAGUCAUGCGCAGUGGUGGAUAUCAAACAGCAAGCCUUGAUAUCCGUUUGGGUGGUUCUACAUGGGCCCAGAGAAAAAAGCAAAAUCCAUUUGAUCUUUGUGAAGAUUCUGGGUUCCUGCUAGCAUUGGUAGCAAUCUUGAACCUGCGAAUGGAUGGGGCUAUGGUCCUAAUAGGGCUUCUAUGUUCGUCUUUCGUGAGCAUAAAUCGUGCUACGAACAGGCGGUUUCCAUUUGAUCCUUUAGGCAAUUUGCUGGUGGAAGGGGUCAGGGUUGGAAAUUUGCUCACGACUCGGACUUGUUUAUUGAUUUGGGUAAUCCAAGCUAUGGGUGCGGCCUUCGUACUGGAGCAACCACGGAGCUCUAUGUUGUUGUGGCAUCCAAGAAUCAGAGAAGUGAUGAGGAGUUUACCCAAGACUUACUUGGUCUACUGGUGGAUGCAACAUUUUGGAGGAUUGACAGCGAAAAGACACCUUGGGAUCUCUAAUGCUGAGACAGUUGGUGACUUUGAUUUUGGGAAGAUAUGCAAAUCUACUCGGAAGAAGUUGGCAAAUUCUUCUGCUAAGUCUUCUGUCACCUACCGCUCCAAAUCUGGAAAGAAGGCUUUCAGUGGAUCGAAGUUUUUGAAAUCCACCGGGACGUAUCCACCUCGCUUCGGAAAGCACGUUCGACGACUGUACCCUAGAUUCAUCAAGGAACGUGAAGUACAGUGGGAUUUGUCUGAACAGGUCUUGAAUCAAGACAUAGAAUCUUUCUUUGGUUCCCUUGAAUGGGGUGACCUUUGGCAUGAUGCUGAAAUGACUAAUGUUCUGGCCUACUUACGUGGCUCUCGCCAUUUGCAUUUAGGUCAUUGGAGGCCGUAUUUUCCUGAUGAGCUUUGA